AUGGGCUUUCCACUACCACCGGAGUUGAUUUCCAUGGUGUUGGAGUUCAUUAUUGCCCAGGAGAUCGCCGACAUGACCCCUGACGGGGCCCCAUAUCCCACUCAGAAACCCAAUUUGGUCCCAUAUGCCACUAUCAACCGCGCCUGGCAGGCAGCUAUCGAGAGGGAAACCUUUUCAAGCAUCAAAAUCGACAGCAACAAGCGACUAGCAGAGUUCAAACAAUUUCCAUGGGACCAGUCAUGGAGCCAAAGAAGAAGUUAUAUAAGGACAAUUCACUUCAUCGUGGAGCUGGAGUCGUAUGAUUUUGAGGCUCGCAGAAAGUUCGAAAAUGAAGAAGAGAUUCAGCGAAACAGCAAAAUCUUUACCACUUCGAUUCAGUCACUAUUCAAUGUUCUAUCCGAAUGGCCGGAGCCGCCGGACACCGAAAUGGGCAUAAGUCUUUCGAUUAAGGCGUAUUCCCCCCGCAAUCUUAGCGCCCAGGAACGCGAGGUAAGACAGCUGCGCCGGCUGUCACCGUGGGCAGAAACACUCCUAACUCAUGACGUCUGGGACAUGCGACAUCAAAGAUCGUAUCUCCAAUUCAACGAGGAAGCCGUCAAUGUUCAAUGCCGAGCUGUACCUGUCAUCAUCGAUCUCGAAAUAUUGGCGGCGAAGGGUCUUAGGAAAGUUGAGCCAGCCUCCAGUUGUUUCAUCGCAGCGAAGUUGCCUCGAUUACACGAUCUGUGCCUCAUCUUGGAUGAUAAUUGCAAAUGGGAUCCCCAAUUAAGAGAACGUCGACGGAAUGAAUUUGCGGACUCUAUUCAGUUUUUGCCUCUUUCUAUACGCCAGUUGACCCUUGGGUUCACCCAUUCAACCCCACAAGAUGAAACAUAUCCUCCAGCGGUUUUAACGGCAGAGGGAACCCCGGAUCCUCUAAGCACGCGUUUACGAGAAUUUUCCCAACAAUUGGCAGGGAUGUCGCUGAGUGAUUGUGUCUUGGGAAAAGAACUUUUCUGGCCGUUGAAUGAUGACAAUCCCGAACCUCCCUUUUGGCCACAUCUACGGUCUGUGGAAUUGGAUUCCGUACCCGUCACGCCAUGUGGGAAAUGGAUGUUUGAACAGUUCAACGGCCUCUGGGAGUCCGAUUCUGAUUCAUCUCAUAUAUCUCAUCUUGACGUCGACGCCGAGGCCCGUCGCCAGGCUGAUGAAUAUCAUUUUGACACCUACCAUGACAUGUCGGGUCCAUGGGACUUGGUUCCUGAAGAGGACCGCGAUCGCAGACUAUUCCGAACCGAAUUCGUGGACGAGUUGUUCAAUCAAUAUUAUAUAUCGGCUGGCAAGGCCGCCCUUCACAUGCCUAAACUAGAAUCCAUGGAAUUGGGCUUUUCGCACCGCCAGCGUGUGAACUAUCAACACCUGUUUCAGUAUACUCGACAGAAUCUCGACGGGAAGGAAAUGGCGACAGCGACCUGGGGCAAUGAGGAGGGCUUCGAGAAGUUUGGACCAAGCGAGGAGGUCGAGGAUACUUGGUGUGAAGUUGCUUUGGAGCACACUGGUGAAUACCCAAUGACUGAUGUCACAGAUAUUUUUAGUUUGGAGCAGACAGGACGCCUGCUCAGGUUCUACGAGUAG
This is a messenger RNA of Penicillium bovifimosum, 1611 nucleotides long. RefSeq lists its product as uncharacterized. The transcript is spliced from 2 exons. The record is from RefSeq and is a predicted model, not a curated record. The coding region runs from base 1 to 1611 and encodes 536 amino acids. Lineage: Eukaryota; Fungi; Ascomycota; Eurotiomycetes; Eurotiales; Aspergillaceae.